Messenger RNA from Ostreobium quekettii, 642 nucleotides. NCBI's taxonomy places the organism in Eukaryota, Viridiplantae, Chlorophyta, Ulvophyceae, Bryopsidales, Ostreobiaceae. The record is from the annotation of a GenBank genome assembly.
AUGAGACACGGGAACGGGGAAGUGGUGCGUGCUCCGUGCCCGUUGGCGUUGUACCUGGCCCCGUCCCCAGGCAUCAAUCCUCCAUGCUUGGUGCUCGGCUGGCUUGGGGCCCAGGAUCCCCCCCUCCGCACCAGCCAAGGCAGGUCCUCAGGCCUGGGGAGUUUGAGCAGCCAGGAGGUGAAGGCCAUAAGCCAGGGGUACUAUGGCUACGGCUGGGAGGCCCCACAGCAUUGCUUGCAGGUGGACUGGGCGUCGAGACCGGUGGCCGAUCGCCCCAUCCUGGACACGCCUGGGAACGCCAAAUACCUCCGCCCGGCAGGCCCCUUGCAUCCUGUGGAGUCCAUGUACCAAGACAAGGUGCCGCGCAUUGCUGGUACACAGUACCGGCAGAGGGGGACCCUUCGGCGGUUGGGCACUCAAGUCGCAACAGCCGGCAGGGGAUUUGCUCGAAAUUUUUGGGUCAUCGUUGCGUUUGUUGCCGUUGCCGCUGGGGCUUUCGGGUUUGAAGGCCAGAGGAGAUGCUCUGCAGCCAGGCGGCACUCGACGAGGAGAGAAGCCUACCAGGACUACAGCUCCUCUGAUGACGAUGAACCUGCACAGGUGGAUCGACGUGGCUUCACAGCUGCGUCGUUCAUGGGCUAG